CAUUAUCCUAUUACUACCGACUGCCGUCAAUCAUCUUCAACACUUGUAAAUUCUCCUUUCGCUUCCUUCCUAUUUCCACACCGAGAUUCUGCCUUUUCUCUUCGCUGCACCUUCACUCCAAGGUACGACCAAGAAAACAACCAUGGUCGUUUUGGAUGCUGUGCUGGGAACACUCAAUGUGGCAUUCCUUUAUGCCAUUUUGAUAUGGGUUUUGGUCGAUAGCUUGAGACAAAGCAAGCGCAGCCGUGUUCCUGAUGGGUGUUUCAAACGAGGACCAAUGCUUAUGGCUGCGUUCACUGUUCUAUCCUGUGCUGUUAUAUCUGUUAUGAACAUGGUUCUUGCUUUUCACCAAUACAGCUCCACGAAAGUAAUAGGAUUUAACUCUGUUUCAUUGCCACUCAAUUGGGUUUUGGCCACUGUUGUUUCGUUUUAUUCAGUGAGGACCAGAGUGAGGGAGAAUAAAAAAUUCCCUCUUGUGCUCAUACUGUGGUGGGUUUUCUCUUCUCUCGUGGAUGUGCUCUCUCUGUCUGUAAGGGUGGUCAAAGAUUUCGAAGUGUUGGACUUAUGGUUUUUCUUGUCAGAGGAUAACUUAGUUGCUUCGUUUUCCUUGCCUUUGUUGGUGGUUCUUUGUUUCAAUGUGUGUAGAAGGGAGCGCAGUGAUAUGGAAGAGGGGUUGCUUCAGAUCGAGGAGGAGUUUUCCAUGGAGGAACACGAUGAAGAGGCCUUCACUAAUGCAAGUGUGUGGAACAAGCUUAUCUUCCGUUGGUUGAACCCCAUUUUCAAAACGGGUCGGGUUAAAAAGCUUGAACUUUCUCAUAUUCCUCCAGUUCCUUGUUCUGAAUCCGCGGAAAGUGCUUCUUCCAUGUUGGAAGGGUCACUUCGGAAACAGAAACUCGGAGAGGGCUCCUUGGCAAAAGCUAUAGCCGAUUCUGUAUGGAAGUCUUUGGCCUUGAAUGCAGUUUUAGCUGGUGUUAACACAGGUGCCUCUUAUAUAGGUCCCUUGUUGAUCACAAAUUUUGUGAAUUUUUUACUGGGCAAUAAUGGUGAUUCAAGCGUCCAAUAUGGAUUGGUUCUUGCAUUUGUUUUCUUCCUCGCCAAGACCGUGGAGUCACUGAGUCAAAGACAAUGGUACUUUGGUGCUCAACAAAUUGGAAUCCGGGUGCGUGCAGCUCUUAUGUCUCUAAUUUAUAGCAACUCCCUAACGAUGAAGAGUGCUGGACCAACGCAAGGUAAAAUCAUCAAUCUGAUUAAUGUUGAUGUUGAAAGAAUUGGGGACUUCUGCUGGUACAUUCAUGGAGUUUGGUUGCUUCCAGUUCAGGUCAUUUUGGCCUUGGUAAUCUUGUACAUCAAUCUGGGUUAUACCCCUUCUUUUGCUGCAUUUGGUGUCACCAUUUUGGUCAUGGUGUGUAACACACCUUUGGCGAAUAGGCAAGAAAGUUUGCACUCCAAAAUCAUGGAAGCUAAGGACUCAAGAAUCAAAAUGACAUCAGAGACUAUGAAGAACAUAAGAAUUUUAAAAUUGCAUUCGUGGGAGACCUCAUUCUUGCAGAAACUCCUCCAACUUAGGGAAACUGAGAGGGGGUGGCUGCAGAAAUACCUCUACACAUGCUCAGCAGUUGCAACACUAUUCUGGACAUCACCGACUUUAGUUUCUGUUGUUACCUUUGGUGCUUGUAUCCUGGUGAAAACAGAACUAACAGCCGCUACAGUACUCUCAGCUUUAGCAACUUUUCGUAUUUUGCAAGAACCAAUCUAUAACUUACCUGAGCUUAUCUCCAUGAUCAUUCAAACAAAAGUCUCCCUUGAUCGAAUCCAGGAGUUCCUCGAGGAAGAGGAUCAAAACCAAUUCCUAAAUAGGCACACUUCAAAAAAUUCAUCAGUUGCUAUUGAAAUAAACCCUGGGGAAUACGCAUGGGAAACACACCAUCAAACCCACAAGAAACCAACAAUUCUAAUUACAAGAAAGUUAGUGAUAAAGAAAGGUCAGCAGGUAGCAGUUUGUGGGUCAGUGGGGUCUGGUAAAUCAAGCUUGCUGUGCUGUAUUCUUGGGGAGAUUCCAUUAGUAUCUGGGGCUCUAACCAAAGUUUAUGGGACUAGAAGUUAUGUACCCCAAAGUCCUUGGAUUCAGUCUGGAACCGUAAGAGAGAAUAUAUUGUUUGGCAAGCAAAUGAACAAGGAGUUUUAUGAAGAUGUUUUGGAUGGCUGUGCUUUGAAGCAGGACAUCAACAUGUGGGGUGAUGGAGAUUUGAACCUGGUGGAGGAGAGAGGCAUAAACUUGAGUGGUGGGCAGAAACAGCGGGUUCAAUUGGCAAGGGCUGUUUAUAAUGAUUCAGAUAUUUAUUUCCUUGAUGAUCCUUUUAGUGCUGUUGAUGCUCAUACUGGAACUCAUUUGUUUAAGAAAUGUCUCAUGAAACUUUUAUACGAUAAAACGGUUGUUUAUGCAACCCAUCAACUGGAAUUCUUGGAAUCUGCAGACCUCAUUUUGGUCAUGAAAGAUGGAAAAAUAGUGGAGUCAGGAAGGUAUAAAGAUCUUAUAGCAUGUCCCAACUCUGAACUUGUUCAACAAAUGGCCGCUCACCGAGAAACAGUACAUCAAAUAAACCCAAGCCAAGCAGAAGAUUUUGCUAGCUACAGACCCUGCCCAAAAAAUCAAAUUGAAGUUACUCGAGAAAAUGUUCAAGAUAUCAUGGAAAAUUGGAAGAGAAACAAAGAAGAGGAAAGAGAGACGGGUCGAGUAAAAUGGAGUGUUUACUCAACUUUUGUCACAUCUGCUUAUAAAGGAGCACUUGUUCCAGUUAUUCUUCUCUGCCAGAUCUUCUUUCAAGUAAUGCAAAUUGGAAGCAAUUAUUGGAUGUCAUGGGCCACAGAGCAGAAGGGCAGGGUUAACAACAAGCAGCUAAUGAAAAUAUUUGUUCUUCUAUCUUCUGGGGGCACCAUCUUCAUACUGGGAAGGACUGUUUUAAUGGCAGCUGUUGCUGUGGAAACUGCUCAACGCCUUUUUCACGGAAUGAUCACAUCAGUUUUCCGGGCACCUGUCUCAUUUUUUGACACCACACCUUCAAGCCGAAUUCUGAGUAGGUCAUCAACAGAUCAAAGUACAGUUGACACAGACAUACCAUACAGAUUAGCUGGACUAGUAUUUGCACUGAUACAGUUAUUGAGUAUCAUUGUGCUAAUGUCCCAAGUUGCCUGGCAAGUCAUUCUCCUCUUUUUUGUGGUUUUUGCUAUUUCCAUCUGGUAUCAGUCAUAUUACAUCACAACAGCCAGGGAACUGGCCCGGAUGGUUGGGAUUCGAAAGGCUCCAAUCUUGCAUCACUUCUCAGAAUCAAUUGCUGGGGCUGCCACAAUCCGCUGUUUCAAUCAAGAGCAACUAUUCUUGACCAAGGUUAACGUUCUAAUAGAUGACUAUUCUCGGGUAGCCUUUUACAAUUUCGGCACCAUGGAAUGGUUGUCUGUACGAAUCAAUUUCCUCUUCAAUUUGGUCUUCUAUUUUGUUCUCGUCAUCUUGGUUACUCUUCCAAGGUCUACCAUUGAUCCAAGCUUGGCGGGUCUCGUAGCUACGUACGGUUUGAACUUGAAUGUCCUCCAGGCUUGGGUGAUAUGGAACCUUUGCAAUGUUGAGAACAAAAUGAUAUCAGUUGAGAGAAUAUUGCAGUUCUCUAACAUACCAAGUGAAGCACCCUUAAUUAUUAAAGAUUGCAGGCCUGAACAAGAUUGGCCAAAGGAAGGAAAUGUUGAACUACAUAAUCUUCAUAUACGGUAUGAUCCCGCUGCUCCUAUGGUACUCAAAGGCGUCACCUGUGUCUUCCCAGGACAAAAGAAAAUUGGUAUAGUAGGCAGGACAGGGAGCGGAAAAUCUACUCUUUUGCAAGCCCUCUUUCGAGUGGUGGAGCCUUUGGAAGGAAGUAUACUAAUUGAUGGUGUAGAUAUUUCCAAGAUUGGUCUGCAAGAUUUAAGAUCUAAGCUUGGUAUAAUUCCUCAGGAUCCAACCUUGUUUCUAGGUACUGUAAGGACUAACUUGGAUCCUCUAGAACAACAUGCAGAUCAAGAACUUUGGGAGGUUCUCAGAAAGUGCCAUCUUGCUGAAAUAGUAAGGCGGGAUCCAAGACUUCUUGAUGCACCAGUGGCGGAGAAUGGAGAAAAUUGGAGUGUUGGACAAAGGCAACUUGUUUGCCUUGCUAGGCUACUACUGAAGAAAAGAAGAAUUUUGGUACUGGAUGAAGCUACAGCAUCCAUUGACACGGCAACUGACAAUUUAAUUCAGAAGACAAUUAGGGAAGAAACAAGUGGAUGUACAGUCAUUACAGUAGCACAUAGAAUUCCAACAGUUAUUGACAAUGAUUUAGUUUUGGUCCUUGAUGAAGGGACAAUUGCAGAGUACGAUAACCCUACUAAAUUGCUGCAGAACAGUUCUUCUUCGUUCUCAAAGUUGGUUUCAGAAUUUUUGAGGAGAUCAUCUCAAAAGUAACUUCCGGAAAAGAUAAAGAAUGAGGAUACAAGUAUUUUCAGGAUGAUAGUAUAGCAAUAACAGACAACAACACUGUACAUAGAGAAAAGUUGGGCCCAAUGCUGAGCAGAAUUAGUUCUUCCGUUGGAGGACAGCUAAAGAAACACUGACUGAUUACAAUAACAAAAUAGAAGGGUUAAGUUGGCAAAGAUUUGAGGCUCCUGAUCUUAGUUGCUGUUCUCCUGUCACGAACUUGCUGAUUUUCUAACCAAUUUUUCCUUUGCCAAUAUAUAUAUAUAUAUACCCUUUUCUAUUGAA
Molecule: messenger RNA, 4765 nt
Organism: Vigna angularis (adzuki bean)
Lineage: Eukaryota; Viridiplantae; Streptophyta; Magnoliopsida; Fabales; Fabaceae
Product: putative ABC transporter C family member 15
Exons: 11
Coding region: 143-4468 (1441 amino acids)
Biological process (GO): transmembrane transport
Cellular component (GO): vacuolar membrane; plant-type vacuole
Molecular function (GO): ABC-type transporter activity; ATP hydrolysis activity; ATP binding
Source: RefSeq, a predicted model, not a curated record